Messenger RNA from Oryzias latipes (Japanese medaka), 2133 nucleotides. RefSeq names its product sarcoglycan, epsilon (gene sgce). The record is from RefSeq and is a predicted model, not a curated record. Lineage: Eukaryota; Metazoa; Chordata; Actinopteri; Beloniformes; Adrianichthyidae. Gene Ontology annotation, cellular component: sarcoglycan complex; membrane.
AGGCGGCGCUGCUGAAUCCAGAGGAGGACGGAGGCGGAGGCAGGAAUGCAGCAGGAUGCUCAGUAUUAGACUGCUUUGAAAAUAUUCUUUCUUAUAUUAAAUGCACGAGGACAAUCUCCACCAUGACUGCUGCGGCUGUCGCGGUUUGGCUCGGAACGGUUUACAUUGUGCGUGCCUAUGAUGCAACACGGAGCGCUUCACAUGAGAGAAAUGCCCGUUUGGAGCCACCCUUGGCCUUGAGGAUGAAAUCCGUCUUUUUCAAAGAUGUGGUAACCAUCUUAUCGAGGUCCCAUGGAGACCGAAAUGUGUACCCGUCCGCUGGAGUGCUGUUUGUCCAUGUUCUGGAGCGGGAGCACUUUAAAGGAGAGUUUCCACCAUACCCCAAAUCAGGCGACGCUAGCAAUGACCCCAUCACUUUCAACACCAACCUGAUGGGGUACCCGGACAGGCCGGGGUGGCUGCGCUACAUCCAAAGAACUCCCUACGGGGAUGGCGUUCUCUACGGUUCUCCCACCCCAGAGCACGUUGGCCGGCCUACUGUCAUAGAGAUUACGGCUUAUAACAGGCGCACGUUCGAGACCGCACGGCACAACUUGGUCAUAAACAUCAUGGCAACAGAAGAGUUCCCGCUGCCUUACCAAGCUGAGUUCUACAUCAAGAACAUGAACGUGGAGGAGAUGCUGGUCAGCGAGGUGCUUGGCGACUUCCUGGGCGCAGUGAAGAACGUAUGGCAGCCUGAGCGGCUCAACGCCAUCAACAUCACUUCAGCCCUGGACCGUGGCGGCCGCGUGCCCCUUCCCAUCAACAACUUGAAGGAAGGCGUUUACGUGAUGGUUGGCGCCGAUGUUCCCUUCUCGUCGUGCCUGAGGGAGGUGGAAAGCCCACAUAACCAGCUGCGCUGCAGUCAGGAGAUGGAACCCGCCAUCAGCUGCGAUAAGAAAUUCAGAGCUCAGUUUCACAUCGACUGGUGUAAAAUCUCCCUGGUUGACAUCAACAAAGUAGUCCCAGUUUACAUUACCCGCCCUGACCCCGGUACAGGGAUCCUGCCUGACUUUGGGGAGUACAACCCGCCAUCCGAGUCCCUGAAAAGCAGGGACUACUUUUCUGACUUCCUUGUCACCAUGGCGAUUCCCUCAGCUGUGGCUUUAGUCCUCUUCUUUAUCCUUGGCCACAUUAUGUGCUGCAGGCGGGAAGGGGUGGAAAAAAGAAACAUGCAAACAUCAGACAUCCAGUUGGUUCAUCACAGUGCCAUCCAGAAGUCCACAAAGGAGCUGCGGAGCAUGUCCAAGAACCGUGAGAUCUCCUGGCCUCUCUCCACCCUGCCCGUCUUCAACCCAGUCAGCGGCGAGGUGGUGCCACCCAUCCACCCGGACAACUACGAGACCACCAGCAUGCCCUUGAUGCAGACGCAGUCGAACUUGCAAAACCAGAUAACCAUACCACAGCCACGACCAUCAGGAGAUAACUAUGUCAUGUCCACCUUUCGGCGGCUGGAGGUAAAUGGUAUUCCUGAGGAGAGGAAGGUGGCUGAAGCACUAAAUCUAUGACCAAAAAGCUGACUGUCAGAGUGGCUUUCCCACGUUCCCAGUGUCUGCAUGUCUCACCAGGAAGUUUUUAUGAUCUAGAAAUACGUUUCAAGUCUUAAAAGGGAUCCAGAAGAAUUAGACAUUUUCAGAAGACAUCUAUACUUGUAAAAUGAUUUGAUUUAUAUGUUCAUUUCUGCAAAACAAACACAUCAGAAUAAAAAGCGAGUUUUGUGGUGUUAAUGUUGCAAACAAAAUAAAAGCUUUUUAAAAAAAAUCUACUUUUUUUGUCGUAAAUCAAGCAAAGAAAUCACAUUUUCAGAUUCUGUUUUACUUGAGGUACAAUAGAAUAAAGGCAUUUAUAAAUAUGGGUACAUUUCACACUGUAAGACAUCACCAAAAAAUUAUUUUACAAGUUUAGUUUUUCCAACACUUAUAAAUACCCGUCACUUUUAGAUGAUUAGAUCAUUUAAGACCCGAGACAACGGCCUGUAAGAUGUUCACCAAAAAGCAGGCCAGGAACCAGAAAGAAGUCCUUGUUUGUACCGACAGGAUGGGAUUCACAACUCGCAGGUUUUAAUGUUUCAGUCUGUAACUCAAAAAAAAAAAA